Molecule: messenger RNA, 1467 nt
Organism: Prunus avium (sweet cherry)
Lineage: Eukaryota; Viridiplantae; Streptophyta; Magnoliopsida; Rosales; Rosaceae
Product: magnesium transporter, putative (DUF803)
Biological process (GO): magnesium ion transport
Cellular component (GO): membrane
Molecular function (GO): magnesium ion transmembrane transporter activity
Source: RefSeq, a predicted model, not a curated record
AAUGUCAGCGCACCCAAACCAACAGAGUAACGUGAGGCCGCGAGCAACAAACCCCAAGCACGCAGAAAGCAACAGCCUUUUUUGUUCCCCAAUAAUCAAGAUUUCAACUUUUUUGUUUUUUGUUUGAAAAUUUUUAAUUUUUGAGAGAGAGGGAUCAUGUGGGAGUCGAUCUUUCUAACGCUGGCGGCGACGGCCGGAAACAAUAUCGGAAAAAUUCUUCAGAAGAAGGGCACCGUCAUUCUUCCUCCUCUCUCUUUCAAGCUCAAGGUGAUCAGGGCGUAUGCUUUGAACAGAGCUUGGUUGAUAGGUUUUCUGAUGGAUAUAUUUGGAGCCUUGCUCAUGUUGAGAGCAUUAUCUCUUGCUCCUGUUUCUGUCAUACAACCCGUUUCUGGGUGUGGACUUGCCAUUCUUUCAAUCUUUUCCCAUUUUUAUCUGAAGGAAAUUAUGAAUGCUGUUGACUGGAUGGGGAUUACCUUAGCAGGCAUUGGCACUAUAGGAGUUGGUGCCGGAGGUGAGGAGCAAAAGGCUUCUGCUAUAUCUAUUUUCCAUCUACCAUGGUUGGCAAUUGUAGUCGCCAUCUUGUUUGUACUACUGAAUGGAUGGCUACGCAUCUACAGACGUCAACGCAAAGAACAGGAGUUGAUGGAAUAUGAUGUUGUUGAAGAAAUUAUAUACGGCUUGGAAUCUGGCAUUUUGUUUGGGAUGGCAUCUGUAAUAUCAAAGAUGGGAUUCGUAUUCCUGGAGCAAGGUUUCCCCAGCAUGCUGGUUCCUAUAUGCCUGAUAUUCAGCAUAUGUUGUAGUGGUACAGGGUUUUUUUACCAGACUUGGGGGUUAAAGCAUGGGAGGGCAAUUGUGGUGUCUACGUGUGCUGCUGUGGCAUCAAUUGUGACUGGCGUGCUUGCUGGAAUGCUUGCUUUGGGUGAAAGAUUGCCUUCAGCGCCAACCGCUCGUCUUUCACUUGUGCUUGGAUGGCUAUUUAUAAUUAUUGGCGUGAUUUUACUUGUGAGCUCGACACGGCUGGUGCGAAACCUUCCUCGGCCUUUACGGCAUUUUAUCCAGAGUGGUGUUGAUAAGAACUUCAGCCAGAGAAAAUCCGGGUCUAUCCGCACUAGGGAUUCGAGCCCUAGCACUGUUAUUCAGGCAGCAACUCUGCAUCAUUUGAUACCAACUUCGUCUAAAGAAAAGGCUUGAUUUGAUUAAAUCAGGGAGAUUGUUGUAUAAGCACAAAAUUUCUCAUAUCGGCAGACUUGCAAGUAACGGGAAGCAACUCCUGGUGGUUUAGGCAAAUCUGGUGUAUAGUAGAGUAUGCUUACAGACUUCAUCAGAGGGCAUGAAGUUUUUGAAAUCAUUCCUUUUAGGGAAAAUUUGUACUCUAGUAUUUUGUGAACAUUUUGAUGUCCAACUUUUUUCUCGAUUUAGUAUUCUUAUAUCUCAUUGCUUCUUGCGUACUGUUCGUUCUCCUGAAAA